GGAAGCACAGCAGAAUGUAUAGAGUGGGGGAGCCAGGGCGGCGGCCACUUCAUGGGCCAGCACCCCCUCGCCUGCGGAGCGUGGAGGUGGCCCGCGGGCGAGCUGGCUAUGGAUUCACUUUGACUGGACAGGCGCCAUGUGUGCUGAGCUGCGUCAUGCGAGGGAGUCCUGCAGAUUUUGUUGGCCUCCGUGCUGGAGACCAGAUAUUUGCUGUCAAUGAAAUCAACGUGAAGAAAGCUUCCCAUGAAGACGUAGUGAAAUUAAUUGGGAAAUGCUCUGGUGUCCUGCACAUGGUGAUUGGGGAAGGCAUCGGCCACUUAGAGUCCUGCUCCAGUGACGAAGAAGGUGGAUUGUAUGAAGGAAAAGGCUGGCUGAAGCCCAAACUUGAUUCCAAAGCUUUAGGUAUAAACAGAGCAGAGAGAGUGGUAGAAGAAAUGCAGUCUGGCGGAAUUUUUAAUAUGAUUUUUGAAAAUCCUAGCCUUUGCACAAGCAGUUCAGAACCCUCGAAAUUGAAACAGAGAUCCCUUUCAGAGUCAGCUGCUGCUCAAUUUGAGGUUGGACAUGAAAGUAUAAAUGAUCCAAAUCCCAAUGGGCUUUCUAAGAAGGAAAUAUCAAAAGUUAUUCAUGAUGAUUCGGUUUUCAGUAUUGGGCUAGAAAAUCAUGAGGAUUUUGGGUUGGAUGCAAGUAUUUUAAACGUUGCCAUGGUCGUGGGCUAUUUGGGUUCUAUUGAGCUUCCUUCCACAAGCUGCAGCCUGGAGUGUGACAGUUUGCAAGCGAUCCGUGGCUGUAUGCGGCGCCUGCGGGCGGAACAGAAGAUCCAUUCGCUGGUGACGAUGAAGAUCGCGCAUGAUCGGGUGCAGCUGUGUACCGACAAAGCUGGCGUUGUGGCCGAGUACCCCGCCGAGAAGCUGGCCUUCAGCGCUGUGUGCCCAGAUGACAGGCGCUUUUUUGGGCUGGUGACCAUGCAGACAAAUGACGACGGGAGCGUAGUGCAGGAGGAGGAAGGUGCCUUGCGGACUUCCUGCCACGUGUUUAUGGUGGAUCCAGACUUAUUUAGCCACAAGAUCCACCAGGGCAUUGCUCGGCGGUUUGGGUUUGAGUGCACGGCCGAUCCUGACACCAAUGGCUGUUUAGAAUUCCCUGCAUCCUCUCUCCCUGUCCUUCAGUUCAUCUCGGUCCUGUACCGAGACAUGGGUGAGCUGAUUGAGGGGGUGCGGGCCCGUGCCUUUCUGGAUGGGGAUGCUGACGCCCACCAGAACAACAGCACUAGCAGCAACAGUGAUAGUGGCAUUGGAAAUUUCAACCAGGAGGAGAAGAGCAACCGGGUCCUCGUGGUCGACCUGGGUGGGAGCUCAAGCAGGCACUGCCCCAGCAGCAGCACUGGGUGGGAGGGUGCAGGCGGGAGGGGCCCACAGCCCUGGGGAGCCCCCUGGAAUGGGGCCUUCUGCUCUGACCCUGAGGGGAGCUCCCCAUUGGAGGCCACUUCCCAGACUGACAGGUUCCGUGACAUAAACAAGCAUUUAGGACCAGCCUCUCAGGUGGAGGUUGCUCCGGCUGCCUUGCGGAGUUCAGUCCCUCCUUCAAAGAGGGGCACUGCGGGCUGUGGUUUCAACCAGCGAUGGCUCCCAGUUCACGUGCUCCAGGAGUGGCAGUGCGGACACGCCAGCGACCAGGAGUCAUACACAGAUUCCACCGAUGGGUGGUCCAGCGUCAACUGUGGCACACUGCCCCCUCCUAUGAGCAAGAUUCCUGCCGACCGCUACAGGGUCGAGGGCAGCUUCGCGCAGCCCCCGCUGAACACCCAGAAAAGGGACUGGUCCAAGAAGGCUUUUGGAAUGCAAAAUGUUUUUGGUCCCCAUCGAAAUGUUAGAAAGACUAAAGAAGACAAAAAGGGCUCAAAAUUUGGGCGGGGAAUUGGACCCGUGCACACUUCUCAACGCGCCUCUGCCCGGAGAUCGUUUGGAAGAUCCAAGAGAUUCAGUAUCACCCGCUCCCUUGAUGAUCUGGAGUCUGCAACUGUGUCUGAUGGUGAGUUGACCGGCGCUGACCUGAAGGACUGCGUGAGCAACAACAGCCUGAGCAGCAAUGCCAGCCUCCCCAGUGUGCAGAGCUGCCGGCACCUGCGUGAGCGGAGGGUCGCCAGCUGGGCCGUGUCCUUCGAGCGCCUGCUGCAGGAUCCCCUCGGAGUCCGCUACUUCUCUGAUUUUCUAAGGAAGGAAUUCAGUGAAGAAAACAUUUUAUUCUGGCAGGCCUGUGAAUAUUUUAAUCAUGUUCCUGCACAUGACAAAAAAGAGCUUUCCUACAGGGCCCGGGAGAUUUUCAGUAAAUUUCUGUGCAGCAAAGCCACCACCCCAGUCAACAUCGACAGCCAGGCUCAGCUGGCUGAUGACAUUCUCAACGCCCCUCACCCUGACAUGUUCAAGGAACAGCAGCUCCAGAUUUUCAAUCUGAUGAAGUUUGAUAGCUACACUCGCUUCCUGAAAUCCCAGCUGUACCAAGAGUGCAUCCUGGCGGAAGUGGAGGGCCGGGCUCUCCCCGACUCGCAGCAGGUGCCCAGCAGCCCGGCCUCCAAGCACAGCAUCAGCUCAGACCACUCCAACGUGUCCACGCCAAAAAAGUUAAGUGGAAAAUCGAAAUCAGGAAGGUCCCUGAACGAAGAACUGGGGGAUGAGGACAGCGAGAAGAAACGAAAAGGAGCAUUUUUCUCUUGGUCAAGGAAUAGGAGCACGGGGAGGUCCCAGAAGAAGAAGGAACACGGCGACCAUCCAAACGACCCCCUUCACGCCAAUGGAGGCCUGUGCCGCCGGGAGUCCCAGGGCUCUGUGUCCUCUGCAGGGAGCCUAGACCUGCCGGAGGCCUGCAGAACCUUGGUGCCUGACAGGGACAAGACUGCAAAGCACUGCUGCAUCCAUCUCCCAGAUGGGACGUCCUGUGUGGUGGCCGUCAAGCCGGGCUUCUCCAUCAAGGAGAUCCUGUCGGGACUCUGCGAGCGACACGGCAUCAAUGGGGCUGCUGUGGAUCUCUUCCUGGUGGGCGGGGACAAGCCUCUAGUGCUGCAUCAGGACAGCAGCAUCUUGGAGUCAAGGGAUCUGCGCCUAGAAAAGCGUGCUUUGUUUCGGCUGGACCUCGUUCCUAUUAACCGGUCAGUGGGACUCAAGGCCAAGCCCACCAAGCCUGUGACGGAGGUGCUGCGGCCUGUGGUGGCCAAGUACGGCCUGGACCUGAGCAGCCUGCUGGUGCGGCUGAGUGGAGAGAAGGAGCCCCUGGACCUUGGUGCCCCUAUAUCCAGUCUGGAUGGACAGCGGGUCAUCUUGGAGGAGAAGGACCCUUCCAGAGGAAAAGUAUCCACAGAUAAACAGAAAGGGGCACCAGUGAGGCAGAGCACAGCUGUAAGCUCUAGCUCCAGAAGUCACUCGGCCACGGGAGAGGAAAGAACACUAGGCAAGUCUAAUUCUAUUAAAAUAAGAGGAGAAAAUGGAAAAAAUGCUAGGGAUCCCCGGCUUUCAAAGAGAGAAGAAUCUAUUGCAAAGAUUGGGAAAAAAAAAAAUCAGAGAAUUAAUUUGGACGAAGCAGAGGAGUUUUUUGAGCUCAUUUCCAAAGCUCAGAGCAACAGAGCAGACGACCAGCGUGGGCUGCUGAGGAAGGAAGACCUGGUGCUGCCGGAGUUUCUUCGCUUGCCCCCUGGUCCCACAGAACACGCCCUCGCCACCCCGGCUGCAGCCGUGGGAGGUAGGGGGAGAAUCGCCACGAGUGUGAUGUGGGAGCCAGCCCAGGACUGCAGCGACAGCUCGGCCACCAGCCCUGGCUCAGCCACCAGCCCUGGCUCGGCCCACAGCCCUCCCGGGAUGGCCCCGCCCAGGCAGGAGCCUCCCAACGGGCCCUUCCACGCCCCCUUGCCCCCUGCCCCCCCCACACAGGAGGGUGCCGCGCAGGUCUGGAGGAGGCAGCCAUGGGCAGCAGAGGCCGGGGGCGUCCAGACUGUGGAGGAGGAGCACGUGGCCGACCUGACCCUGGUGGGGGAGGGGGACAUCAGCAGCCCCAACAGCACACUGCUGCCGCCACCCUCCAGCCCCCAGGACACACCGGGACCUCUGAGACCAGGUACCUCCCAAUUCUGACCCCCACACCUUUGGCUCCGUCCAGCUCUGCUGCCCCUCAGCGUGGUCCACGUGGUUUUUAAUAGACAAGAGCAGCUUUGUCGGUGGGCUGCCCUCAGGCCACCACUCGUUCAACGAGGCACUUCCAUGGGAUUCUCCUCCCCAGUACUGUGUUGUGGUUUCCUCUGCCUUUUCUGAAAGGAGGGGCUCAGGUGGCAGCCAAGGUCAGCUUUGCCAGGAUGGGUCACUGAGGGCCCAGAGCAGGUGCACUGGCACCGUGUGCUCUCACAGGGCUGAUGAGGGAGCAGCGCUGCCCCCACAUUCCUAAUGCCACUGAGCAAGACCUGGCAGGUUAUGAAAACCUGGAUAGCUAGCACCUUCUGUGUUUUAGUCUCAAGACUAAAAAAAAAUAGUUUUUGGAGCAAGAAAGUAAAGGCCCUCUGACCUGUAGCAGAAGGCCAGGGUUCUGCUGCAGGAGGGUGUUAGGACCAUGUCGUGAAAGCCACUUCAGUGCUGUCCCUGACUGCACAUGUGUCUCAGGUGGCUCUCAGGUGCAGCCGUGACAUUUCGUGUGUGUGAAUGUGGAUAGUGGGGACUGGCGGCAGUAACCUUCCCUUGAGACACAGGUGUUAGACACUGAAGCGAGGCUCCCCAGCAGCAGCCAUGGGGAAGGUGUUUCCAGGACCCUGUUGGUGUGUGUCACACAGAGCUCGCCCAGCGGCGUGUGGGCACCAGUUAUGAUCUGCCACUGGGGGGACGAGAACACCCCUCUUUGCUCAGAGUCCUGUUGCAGGAUCAGGUCUUGUUGGGCCUAUAGCUUGGACCUGGUUGGGGGGCACGGAUUUGCAUUGCUCCACUACAUUCUGUAUUCCUGUACAUAGCUGGGCACUGUGGAGGGCAUGCGCAGGGUGGGCUGGGCUCCCUGUGCCCUUCCCAGUGAGGUGCCGCAGCAUCUGCACGCAUGCGCGGGCCGUGCGGGCUCCCACCGCGGCCUCAACCUCCCUUUCUGCUCUUUUCUGUAGAUACCUGUGUGUACUUUCCACCUGUGUUUUG
Messenger RNA from Cynocephalus volans (Philippine flying lemur), 5150 nucleotides. It is a transcript of the gene RGS12, whose product is annotated as regulator of G protein signaling 12. The record is from RefSeq and is a predicted model, not a curated record. NCBI's taxonomy places the organism in Eukaryota, Metazoa, Chordata, Mammalia, Dermoptera, Cynocephalidae. Bases 15 to 4118 code for a protein of 1367 amino acids. Gene Ontology annotation, biological process: regulation of G protein-coupled receptor signaling pathway; signal transduction. Gene Ontology annotation, molecular function: protein binding; GTPase activator activity. The transcript is spliced from 16 exons. Gene Ontology annotation, cellular component: plasma membrane; nucleus; cytoplasm.